This is a messenger RNA of Pungitius pungitius (ninespine stickleback), 2861 nucleotides long. RefSeq names its product sphingosine-1-phosphate receptor 5a (gene s1pr5a). Gene Ontology annotation, cellular component: plasma membrane; cytoplasm. Bases 660 to 1829 code for a protein of 389 amino acids. Lineage: Eukaryota; Metazoa; Chordata; Actinopteri; Perciformes; Gasterosteidae. The transcript has 2 exons. The record is from RefSeq and is a predicted model, not a curated record. Gene Ontology annotation, biological process: adenylate cyclase-activating G protein-coupled receptor signaling pathway; regulation of metabolic process. Gene Ontology annotation, molecular function: sphingosine-1-phosphate receptor activity.
GGGAGAGAUUUCCACAUAAUCCGAAAAACCCGACGAGCAACAUAUAAUUCAACUCCACAAACCUGUUGAACACACUCAAAUGUAAGAAUAACUACGCGCACCUGCGGGAAAACGGAAUAAUUAUGUGAAAAUCUCACGUUUAAACAACCUGUCGUCGACCACCAAUUCCUCCUGAGGACAAAUACGUUUAAAAAAAAAGAAGAAGAAGAAGAAAAAAAGGGGUCAGCCGAAGGAGGGAGUACAAAUCGUAGAGGUGAAAUAACUUCAUGGACCAACCCCCUGCGUGUUGAGUCCUGCUCGGCGCUGCUGCUCCACUCUGCGCACUCACAUGUCGCUGUGGCGCAGUGAUCCACGCCGCGUCUCCUCCUGCUGCGGGAUCCCUUCUGCUGCUGCUGCCCGGCCUUCCACUGGAUAUUUACGUGUAUUUUAAUCAUUAAGGCUGGCUCUCAUCGCCUCCUAGCGGCAUUAAGCGGGAACACUCUUCCGUCUGCGUAGAACAGCUGGGGGCUCUGACUUUUCCAGAUUUCUUAGAUAAAUAACCAAAGGAAGAAUGCCCACCCAGAGGACUACAUGACACAUUGGAUCUAAUCUCAAAAUACAAUAAUACGGGGGGAGAAAAGAAAGGAGGGAGAAAACGACUUGUGGAAGUACCAAACAGAAUGACCAAAGAGUCUUUCCAUGCUGCUGCUGGGGCCCCUUCAGCCAUCACCAUGUUCCGCUCCUACCACAACAACGCGGUCAUCCUGGAGCACUACAACUUCACCGGCAAGCUGGAUGCGAAAAAGUACACGGAGGGCCUCAAACCCCAGGACAUCGCUUUCCUGCUGGUCUGCCUGCUUAUUGUCGCCGAGAACGCCGUGGUGCUUCUGGCCAUCUGGAGGAACAAGAAGUUCCACCUGCCCAUGUACUACUUGCUGGGCAACUUGACUCUCUCGGACCUGCUGGCGGGCUUCACCUACAUGGUGAACAUCCUGACGUCCGGCGCCAACACCAUGCUGUUGACCCCCGUGCUGUGGUUCCUGCGGGAGGGCGGCGUGUUCAUCAUGCUGGCCGCCUCGGUCAUCAGCCUGCUGGCCAUCGCCAUAGAGCGCCACGUUACCAUGGUGAGGAUGAAGCCGUACCAGGGCGACAAACAGGGCCGGAUGUUCGCGCUGAUCGGGGCCAGCUGGGUGCUGUCCGUGUUCCUGGGCGUCCUGCCCAUCCUGGGCUGGAACUGCAUGGGACGCCUGGACCAGUGCUCCACGGUGCUCCCGCUCUUCGCCAAGAGCUACAUCCUCUUCUGCAUCACCAUCUUCAGCGCCAUCCUCAUGUCCAUCGUGGUGCUGUACGUCCGCAUCUUCCGCAUCGUCAAGUUCAACACCCAGCGGCUGGCCUCUGUGCCGCAGCGCAAGGGCCUCUACCGCAAGUCCCAGAAGUACAUGGCCCUGCUGAAGACGGUCACCAUAGUCCUGGGGGUCUUCAUCGCCUGCUGGUUGCCCCUCUUCAUCCUACUGCUGCUGGACUUCUGCUGCCCGGCCAAAAGCUGCUCGGUGCUCUUCAAGGCGGACUACUUCCUGGUGAUCGCCAUGCUCAACUCCCUGCUCAACCCCAUCAUCUACACGCUGACCAGCAAGGACAUGAGGAGGGCCAUCCUCCGGCUGCUCUGCAGACACUGCCUGCUGACGAAGGACGGCCAGGUGAAGAAGAUCGGGAUACCAUUCCUGGAGUGCAGCACCAGCAAGGCCGACGCGGCGUCCCACAGGCUGGAGGGGCUGGAGACGACCGUGUCCUCCGGGAACUUAACGCCCUCCACAAUCAAGGCCAUUUACCCCCGGAUGUCUAAGUCAUGACCCGGCGGAUCAGACGUUCGGACUAAGACUUCCUCUGGAGUCGGGCUCCAGGCGAGUGACAGACUUUGGUUGUGCACUGUGCCAGAGUUCGAGUUUUAAGCUGAAUAAGCUGUAGACUGUGAGUGUGAUUGAAGUCAAAGUUUUGGGAGAAAGACUGUAAUCUCAAAAAAAAAAGAAAAAGAAAAAGAAAUGUCAACGGCUAAAUAGCAGCUUGUGGUUUCUUGUGAAAAACUAGCAUUACUUUAUUUUUCAGUCAGUAUUUAUCAGAAGAUUUUCCUUCUGGAAAACAUUGCGUUUUUGUGUCAGUUUUCCCACAUGAAAUGAAAUCAAAGGCUGGCGUGCAGACGUUCCACAUGAAUACCAGCCAAUCACGGCGCACAUCUGACAGUCUGCGGCCAAAGCCCGGGCGGGGGGUUCACCCUUAUCUCCUCUCCCCCCGCGCGGCGUGUUUAAUGACACGUUGUUACGAACACGCCCAAAAUCUGCUGUGCCAAACCCAUGUAAUUUUUGCCAUGUGAGUUUUGGUCAGCAGCAGUGCCGGGUAACGCCGCCCCCCCCCCCCCCUCUCCCCUUCUCCUUGGCCCCAGAUCAGAGGCUUGGCUGGGGACGUCAUGCUGAGGAGGAGGGGGGGGGGGCAGCUUUGGAGGUCCCCCAUCAACACAUGUAGAAGGACUAGAAGGCCAUGAGGCUCAACUUGGGAGGCCCGGUGAAGGCCUUCCGGGUUUCUCGCUGCAGAACGUUCACCCAGGAUAUGGAUCAGUUUUCUUCAUGUUGAGACACAACAGCGAUCCGUCGAAGGCUAUCGGCGCCGUCUGGGGAGAGAUGAGAAUAGAUUCUGUUCCAAUUUUAAUAUUGUAUAUACAUGUAAAAAAAUACAUCUAUUUACAGAUUUUUGUAUCAUUGUAUUUGUAAAUAUAUAUAGCCUUUUCUGAGCUUAAGAGAGCUGUGUUUUGUAUUGUAAAAACCUUACUUAAGUUAAAAUGUCACUUUGGUUUUGAAAUGUGCACUGAAUAAAACAUGUGAAUGAAGUUU